UUUAAAAAUGCCUGAGUAUUUCUGUUUACAUGUUUCUUAAUUUUUGAGUCAGUUUUAAAAUUAUAUAUAUUAUUUACUUUUGAUUCAAUAAGUCAAUAUACCCAUUCAUAAGUAUACUAUAUUCAUCAGCACACUUAUGGAAUCUAUGUUGGAAAUAUUGGAUAAAUGUCUUAAAGAUUCAAAUCUUGAGACUGUUACCAAAGCAGAAUUAAGAAAAAAGUAUUUAGAGAAGACUGGUUUAGCUAAGCUUCCAAAGGAAGUCAAAUCACAGUUCACCUCUGCUGUAAAUACUGCUUACUUAAAUUAUAUUUCUGCUAAAAUUAAUGAAUCUACUAAUGAUGAAAUAAAGGAAAACAGUGAAGCUGAAAUGCUUAUAAUGAAUUCCUGUUCUGAAGAUGAAAUAACACCUGCGAACAUCAAAGAGGAUAUUAUUGCUGAUAAAUUUGCAAAUGAAGUAAAUGAUAUGCAGGAAGAACAAUCUAGUGAUUCUGAUGAAAAGUCUCUUGCAUCUUAUAAGAAUAAUGGCACUAAAAAGUUGUCGAAUGCCAUUAAAAAACAAAGAAGCAAAAGAACAUUAAGCAGCUCAUCUGAAGAUGAAAUUAUUCAAAUUAAAUCAGUCCAAAGGAAUAAUGUCUUAAAGAAGGCCAGAAAAUCCAGUGAUUUAGAAACUGAGAAUCGUUUAAAAAACACUACAGUAGAUUCAAGCGAUUCAGACGAUGAGCCACUGACAGUGUUUCGGAAGAAAUCAAAAUCCUUUGGUGGAUCUUUAAAUUCAAUAACUAAAUCUGAAGAAUCAGAAAAUGAAUGUCAUUUAAAAUAUGUGCCAAAACAAUCAAAUAAUCCUAUUGAUUCUGACAAUGAGCCAGUUAAAUACUUAACUAAAAAGAAAUCAAACUCCUUUAAUGAUUCAAAAAAUCAUUCCAGUGAUUAUGAUUAUGAACCUCUAACAAGAUUUAAAAAAUCUAAUGAUCCCAUACUUCUAGUUGAAAAAACAAAAUUUGAAGCUAAUCAGAAAUCAAUUAAAUAUGAUUUUGAUUUGGAAUCAAAAACGAAUUCUAGUGAUUCAGAAGUUGAACCCCUUGCCAAAUAUAAGAAAUGUAAUGAUUAUACUCAUUCUGAUGAGGACUCAAAUUCAUUUAUUAAAAAGAAGUUAAAUUCUUCAAAGAAAUUUUGUAAGUUAAUUGAUAGUACAAGUGGAUCAGAAGAUGAACCUGUAUUGACUUUAACUAACAAAAAGUCAAACUCAUUAAAUAAGUUUAAUGUCUCAAGAUAUGCUUCUAGUGAAUCAGAAAAUGAAUCUCUUGCAAAAUAUUCAAAAAAGAAAGCAAUUAUCUCUGAUGAUUCAGAUAAGGAGCCAUUAAAGACUUUAACUAAAAGCUCUGAUUUUGUGAAUGAUUCUUUAAAAUUGAUGAAAAAUAUGAAUGAUUCAGAUGAUGAAUCUCUUAACAUGAGUAAUAAAAAGAUUAAUAAUACCAAUAAUUGUGGAAAGAAACCUGUAACAAGCAGCUGCAGCAGAUCCAAAGAAAACAUUUUAAAGAAAAAAAAGGCUAUUGAUUCUGAUGAUGAUGCAGUCAUGUCAAAUCAAAAGAAAGAAUAUUUUGAUGGACAAAGGAACUCCCUUAUAUCCGAUACAAGUGAAGAUGAGCCUCUUUCAAAUAUGACAAAUAAAGAAUCAAAAUCAAACUUGCUAAAUAAAUCUUGUAUCUCAAAAAAUUCAAGUGGAUCAGAAAUUGAAUCUCCUGCAAAGUAUUCAAAAAAGAAGGUAGAUAAUUCUCUUGAUUCAGAUGAAGAGCCUGAUGUUACUUCAACUAAAAAAUCUAACCUUAUGAAUAAUUCUUUAAAAUCCAUGAAGUAUUUGAGUGAUUCUGAAGAUGAGCCUCUUAUUAACUUGAAUAAUAAAAAGACAGAUAAUUCCAGUGAUUCUGAAAAAGAACCAGAUGAAAAAAUUGUGAAAAAGAAAGGAGAGAAUUAUUUAAAGAAAUCUAUAACAAACCGAGGCAAGUCCAAAAAACAAAUUUUAAAGAAAAAAAAGUCUAUUGAUUCUGAUGAUGAUGUAAGCAUAUCAAGUCAAAAGCAUGAAAAAUCCUUUGAUGGGCUGAAGAAUUCUCUGUCUGAUUCAAGUGAAAACGAACCUUUAUCAAAAACGAAAAUGUGCAGCGAUUCUGAAGAUGAACCUCUAAAUAGAUUGUCAGCUGAAAAAUCAGACAAGGAACAGAAAAGUUCUGAAAGUGGUUCAUGUUCAUUUGCUGAUGAAAAUGAAGAGUUUUCCAAUAAAAAAGAUAAGCCAUCUAAGAAAAGGGACACUAAUGACUCAAACAAAGGAAGAAAACGUCCUUCUGCUUCUGAAAAUAAAAUUGAACAUCUGAAGAAGUAUCUGAGAGUUGCAGGAAUACGAAUACCCAAUUAUAAUAAAUUAUUUGUGAAUUGUAAAACCAUGAAAGCAAAAUGUGAGAAAUUAAUGUCCUUAUUGGAGAAGGAAGGUUUAAAAGGGCGACCUACUUUAGAAAAAUGCAAGAAGUUGAGGAAAAAAAUUGAAACAAAGAGAGAAAUUGCUGAACUGGAUAUGUCUAACAUACUAAAAAUGGAAGGUGGUCGUCCCAAGAGGUCUGUAUGCUCAGAUACUACUAACUGUAAACCAAAAGAGGAAAAUUCUACAUCAAUAAAAAAAUUCUCAAGGUUGCAAGAUAUAGUUGAUAGUGAAGAAAGUGAUUAAGCAUAAUAAAGUUAUUAGUUGUCUUUUUGUUAUUUAGUUUUCAAGUGUGUAAUAUUUUAAUAAAAUUUUAUAGUGAAAC
This is a messenger RNA of Argiope bruennichi, 2792 nucleotides long. Its product is annotated as HIRA-interacting protein 3-like. The record is from RefSeq and is a predicted model, not a curated record. Lineage: Eukaryota; Metazoa; Arthropoda; Arachnida; Araneae; Araneidae. The coding region runs from base 137 to 2713 and encodes 858 amino acids. Gene Ontology annotation, cellular component: nucleus. The transcript has 11 exons.